Molecule: messenger RNA, 1328 nt
Organism: Closterium sp. NIES-67
Lineage: Eukaryota; Viridiplantae; Streptophyta; Zygnematophyceae; Desmidiales; Closteriaceae
Source: the annotation of a GenBank genome assembly
AAGUUUCACAAGUUCAAUUUUAGUAGACUGAUGUCGGGAGUCGGGACGCUUGUGAAUAAACCAGAAGGGUUUCGGAAGAGUUAGCUGCUAAUUAUUCUGAACUAGGUUCCGCGUCUAACAAAUAAACUUUCGACAUAGCUAACAGCCGCUAUUGAUCCAAGGAAUCCCCGACGCUAUUAAAUCCUCAGGGCCGAUUCCGAGGGUUUAAUAGAGAGCCGCUUUGACGCAGAUAAACGUUCAGGGCCGUUUUCAAGGAGUUUCCAGGGAGUUUCCGAGGGAUGGAAUUCGUGUCGCCGGAGCAGCUGCGGCUGGACGGGCGACGGCCGAAAGAGCUGCGCCAACUCAAGUGCGAGCUGGGUGUGCUGCGAUCUGCUGAUGGGUCCGCGUCGUUUGAGAUGGGCAACACCAAGGUGCUGGCAGUGGUGUACGGGCCACACGAGGUGACCAACCGUGCCGACGCCGUACCAGAUAGAGCGGUGGUGCGGUGCGAGUAUGGCAUGGCGUCCUUCAGCACCGGGGAGAGGCGGAGACGAGGGAAGAUGGACAGGCGGUCAGUGGAGAUAUCGCUGGUCAUCCGCCAAACACUAGAAGCAGCCAUCAUGCUCGAGCUUCUACCACGCACUCAGAUCGACAUUUUUGUUCAAGUCUUGCAAGCUGAUGGCGGCACACGGUCCGCAUGCAUCAAUGCAGCGACGCUCGCUCUGUGCCAUGCGGGUAUCCCCAUGCGAGAUCUGGCUACCAGCUGCGCCUCUGGUUACCUCAACGCCACUCCGCUGCUAGACCUCAACUACGUGGAGGACAGUGGCGGUGGCCCGGAUGUCACAGUGGGCUACUUGCCAUCGUCUGAUAAGAUCUCGCUGCUGCAGAUGGACGCCAAGCUACAGAUGGAGACAUUCGAGGAGGUGGUCAAGCUCGCUGUCACCGGGUGCAAGGCCAUAGCCCACCGCAUGAGACAGGUGCUUAUGGAGCACACCGAGCGUUUAGCGCUUGCUCGUGGAGCAAUGCAAUUGUAGAUUGUGUUGAGAGGUUGUCCCAUGCUUGUAAUGUUUUCCAGCGAUUUAGGGCAUAAUUUUAUUAAUUGCAACACAACCGAAAUUCUAUAAGAUGGUUGUGAUGCUGGUUCUAGGUAAUGGGACAACUUAGCGUCGGAAAUGUCAUGCGGGAGUUGAAAAAUGCCAGACACACGCGUCGCACGCGCCACGCCACGCGUUGGGCAUGUUUGUGUCUGUCACUUUCGCAACAGUGAUCGCCUGGACGACCAAUCGAACACUGUUGUGUAAAUCUGAUGUGUGCCGCGGUGUUCUAUUAGAGUGUGUUCUUACCAGGGC